Messenger RNA from Ornithodoros turicata, 5654 nucleotides. Its product is annotated as dnaJ homolog subfamily C member 10-like. The transcript has a single exon. Bases 386 to 2719 code for a protein of 777 amino acids. The record is from RefSeq and is a predicted model, not a curated record. Lineage: Eukaryota; Metazoa; Arthropoda; Arachnida; Ixodida; Argasidae. Gene Ontology annotation, molecular function: oxidoreductase activity, acting on a sulfur group of donors, disulfide as acceptor; misfolded protein binding; protein-disulfide reductase activity. Gene Ontology annotation, biological process: IRE1-mediated unfolded protein response. Gene Ontology annotation, cellular component: endoplasmic reticulum lumen.
AUGACAGCGCGCGUAACUCAAACUCUUAUUCGUUGAUUGGAUGCGGCGAGUACAGUACUUCGAAGGCCACGUUAUCAACGGUCUACUAAUCGGUACACGUGGUCAUGGUGCUCACGUCCAUAGCUCUCCAACCGAGUGACAUCGACAUCACCAGGGGUUCUGGUUUUCUUUUUGUUUUGCUAUGAGCUUUCAAGAGUCACUUGUUCCAUCACAAGAGUUUCCAUUUCAUCUGUGAACCUUUGUGGUCUCUUACCGCUUGUGAUUCCAGUGUCACACGGUUUUCAAACAGCGUGCUGCGUGAGAGUCGUAGGCGUACUUCUAUGCUGACGUGCAACUCCUUCGCUUGACAGCCGGUGAGUGAAAGACUAUACAGGGCCCUGCUGCCAUGAAGUUGAACCACACAUCUGCCGUAGUCAUAUCGCUGCUUGUAUCAGCAGUGCUUUGCGACGAUUACUAUAAACUGCUUGGUAUCGAACGCGACGCGGACACGCGUGAAAUUCGCCGCGCGUUCAAGAAGCUCGCGCUUCGCCUACAUCCCGAUAAAAAUCAGGGGGAUUCCGACGCUCACGAUACAUUUGUGAAGCUCAACAAAGCUUACGAAGUCUUGAAAGAUCCGGACACGCGGAAACGUUACGACACUUACGGAGAAGAAGGGCUCGGAGACAACAAUCGUUGGAACGGCAAGUUCCACAGUUGGAACUAUUAUUACGAAAAGUUCGGUAUUUACGACGAUGAUCCAGAAAUAGUGACGCUCAGCAGAAAUGAUUUUCAGAGCGCCGUCCUGGAAUCCUCGGACAUCUGGUUCAUAAACUUCUACUCCCCCCAGUGCAGUCAUUGUCACCAUUUGGCGCCGAACUGGCGCAAAUUAGCUCAGUCGUUUGAAGGCAUAAUUCGCGUGGGUGCCGUCAACUGCGAAGAAGAUUGGCAGAUGUGUAGGCAAGAAGGGAUAUACUCGUUCCCGUCACUACUUAUUUAUCCCCUCAAGCAAAAAUACGUUGGUACGAGGGAACUGGACGACCUGCAAAAAUUUGUUUUGGGACAUCUUCCCGACUUCACACUUCACGUGGAAGACACUGAACUGCUUGGCUCCCCCGAAACUAAUCGCGCAAAGCCCACUGUCCUAUUCGUGUGUCCAGGUGCGGAGCACUGUGUCAGUUCGGACGAGGUAAAAAAAUUAGCAGUGGCACUGGAUGGGCUUGCGCAAGUGUCGUCUGUGAACUGUGAAGAAAACCCAGGAGUGUGCAGAACAUUAGCAGUCGAAGACGGUACAUAUUUCUUCGGCACAAGUGACACGAAGAAAAAAAUCGAAGGAAGUGACGCUGCAGAGCUUCGCAGGGCUGUCCUAAAGGAGCUGCCAGACCUUGAAAUAAUUACGCGAGACGUUUUUAGCAACAUCAUGAAAUCACUUUCUAGUGAAGGCGAGGAAGCUGAACCCUGGUUUCUGUAUUUCAACAGAGCAAAGUUGGACACGUUGCAAGAAAACGAGCUGAAGCACAUUAAGGGUUACGUCCAGUCCGUACAUUUGGGCUAUGUCGACUGCGACGACCAGGAAGAAAUCUGCUCUCAACUUUCGGUAUCGAAAGUUCCUUCUUAUUUAGUGUUGCGGUCCGGUGGCAGCUACGAAGUCUAUCACGGCAGGGUCAGUGCUAGAGACUUGGCCUCCUUCCUGAAGGAAAGCAUGGGAAGUAGACUGGAAACACUAACUUCGUCUACUUUUAAAACUGUUUUGGAAAGUCCCUCGCCAUGGCUGGUUGACUUCUUCGCCCCCUGGUGCCCACCGUGUAUGCGUGCCCUGCCUGAACUUCGUAAAACGUCCAGAUGGCUACAUAACGUACGCUUCGCAACUGUAGACUGUGCUGCCCACGCUUCCGUGUGCCAGGCUCAGCAAAUUAGUUCGUAUCCUAGCAUGGUGUUGUUCAACAACAGCGCAAGGAAUGUACUGACAGGCUUCAAGACAGCCUCAGAAAUAAGAGAGUUCGUAGAAGUUUCGCUCGACCCCAAAGUGGUGAAGCUCACUCCCGAGGCAUUCAGCAAACUGGUCGAGGAAAAAGGCGAAGAGGAAGUAUGGGCGAUUGACUUCUACGCGCCCUGGUGUGGGCCCUGCAUGAGGCUGGAGCCCGAAUGGAACAGACUUGGAAAGUUGGUCGCAGACGAGCCAAACAUUCGUGUGGGAAAAGUGGAUUGCGAAAGUGACGCGUGGCUGUGCUCCAAGCACGGCGUACGCUCCUACCCGAACCUACGUGUCUACGGACGCGGGCACUUUGAUUCACGGAGGUACUUCACGUUCAACGGCUGGUCCCGCGAUUCCGCGUCGUUGCGGGCCUGGGUGCUUCAGUUUCUGCCCAGUAGUGUUGAAGAACUGGAUCAUGACGCAUACUUCAGGACUGUGCUCGUGGACAGAACUCCCUGGGUGGUCGAUUUUUACGCCCCCUGGUGUGGUCACUGCGUGCAGUUCCGACCGCACUUUGAGGCCGUUGCCAAGAAACUCGAAGGCAGAGUGAAGUUUGGAGCUUUGAACUGCGAGGAACAUCAUCAAGUUUGUGAUGCAGUGGAGAUACGUAGGUACCCGACAAUUGUAUUUUACCCUGGGACGACGUCAAAGAGUCAGCACCCUCUUGGGGAACUAGUGCACGGUCAAGGAGAGGCAGAGGUUUUGAGUUCGGUGAAUGAACUGCUAAGGCAAUACUCAAAGUCAAGGAGGAUCGAAGAUGAGCUGUGAUGCAGUUAAUGCUAGCGUGAAACCAAAGUCUGUGUGUUUUCUUCACUUGCUUUUUAGUAGUGGUGUAACUAUUGGCAGAACAAAUGCAAAGGGGCAAAAAACUGGGUAAAGGAAACUUCCGCGAAGUUGAGUCAGCUGAAGCAAAAUAAGUAUUAGUGAGUGUGUUAAUUUUUUGGAAAAGUUUGUAUGUUGUUACAUGAGCACUGCAUGUUCCAUUUUUUGCUUUUGCAAAACUUUUUAGAGGCUGCGUUUUGUGUUUGUGCAUUUUUACAAUUGGCUUGUGUACUUUUAGAUAUUGCACACACUGGAAUAUACGGGUGCCACUUGAUGGAGAUCUCACAAGUUGAAAUAGGAAAAGAAGCACAAGUAAGGGGGGAAUGUGCAAUUCGAGUUUCUUGUCGAAGCACAUAACUUCCAUUCUUCCGAAAUACCCUUCAUGAAAGUUCAGUUAGGUUCUUGCAUGAAAGCAUGCAAGAUAACAAAACAAAAUACAAUAUCCAAAAGUGGAAGGACAGCAAUAGCAGUCAUAAGAGGUUCUUUGACAGCACUGAGAAAGAUCAGAUCACUUCUAAGAUUUGACAUUUCCAACUUCCUUUUUCCUUUUGUGCUCUAGGUAUUCAAAAACGGUUUUAGAAACCCAGACUACAAUAUGGCCUUUCUUAACAAGUUACAGCAUUGUGACAGAAGAGCAGGUGGGGCAACCUUGAUGAUGAAAGGGCAACAUCAUUACCUUACUGGGCAACAGCGUUGCACACAGAUGUUCUGCAGGGAUCAAAUACUUGGAUUCAUGCUAUCCCUUCUUACCCUGAACAACGAGAAUUAUGGGAAUGUCUCUCUCAAAAAAAUCUGUUACCGCUGAUACAGGUGUCACUAUAACAUCCUUAUUUUCUUUGGGAUCAAAAUUGAAUUGCGUCUUAUACAGGCUAUACUACAGGAAUACUGACCACAUACAUAGACACUAAUAAGGUGAAGCAUGUUUGAUUGAUGCUGCCAAAAACAUUUGUGCUUGAGAAGGACUAAAGCAAUGAAGGGACUUUCACAUGAGAAGACCAGGCGAGAAGAAGUGCUUUUUAAAAUCAAAACCACCUGAUCUUCUGGAAUUAUAACCACCACAAAGACCCUGUUCAUGAAAUGCUCAGACAAGUGGACCCUAGCCUAAGACACAUAGACGAUUACAUUCCGAUAUCUGUAACACGGGCAACAUCACCUUCUUUAACAAGGAAUGAUAGCUGUAGGAAGCCUGUGUUUGAAUUCGUCUGGGGCGAUUGUCUAAACGACAUCCUGACUUUAAUAUAUGUUCAUGUGGUGAAGGAGUGAGCAGAAGCAUUGUCAGUUGUAUUGGCUUUGUAAAAAUCUCCCCACAGUUAUCUUCAUAAGGCCACAAAAGGGGAUAUACCGUGUCUACGUCCACUGUGUAUGAAAUGUCGCACAAAAGCCAAUUGUAGAAAAAUCCAUUCUUGCACCUCUGUACAACACGGGUCCUGAGUAGAACAUUAAACUACCCACUCACUAUAUACGAGAGACUGACACAGUUUUUAUUCUAUAACAUUAGCAGGCCUUUAGGAAUGCACAUACGUACCAAAGUUUAAGCACACAAAUAUUAUCCUUUUUUUUUAAUUUACCUGUGUGGAAUGCUUUAGUUUGAGCAACCUCUGGACACAUAUUCUUGUAUUGCCGCUUGAAAUGUGACGUUCUCUUCGACAAACGAAAAUAUUUCAGUGUGUACAAAUGCAAGAAGGAACGUGAUAUUAUGCCAGUGAAAUAUAAAGUAUAGCUGAAGCCCAGUAAUUAAUUUACAGAAAAUUACUAUUGCAGUAGUUUCAGAAUAUCCAAAAUAUUUUAGACUUUUUAGCAUUUUGAAGAAUAAGCAGGUGUUAUGCAUUAUGCUUAAGAACGUACAAAUAAGAUUUCUGAGGAGAACCUCAAAUUCUAUGCAUAUCCUGGUGGCCGUGGUGAAGUAAGUAGUAAUGCUGAUCAUUAAUCAAUUAAAAACUAAAUUGGUUCUUGUUCCGUACACUCUGAACACAGAAGAUGACAAUACCUAUAUUAUUGCCACUGAUUUGUUACAUAUAGGUCACUAUAUGCUUAUUGAAACUACUGUGUGAAUGCCUUUGCAGUGAACAGAAUAUUCUGGUAUUGACAAUGUACGUUCAAAUAGUUUAUUGUACACUUAAACAAACUAGUCUUCUACCUCCAUCAAGAGAUGGACCCUACUAUGCAUUUACAUAAUUCAUGCAUUUGUUUUGAACCUACACAUGCACACCGUGUCGUCUCGUUUGUACACGUAUGUCAGAGGGGUUGAACCCCUUUUUGUGGUGUCACACAAUAUUUUCUGGGCUGCCCAUCUCCAAACUAUUAAAUGCGAUACGUAACCUGGUAAUACUUUUUCUUUCGUUGUAUGUAUCCGUGCAGUAUUUGGUACUAUCUCAGUAGAAAUGACCUAAUGAUUGUUAAAAACAGCACAAAGCUGAAGCUGUGCAUGUUGUAGCAUAAACAGACACAUUUUUUUUCCACUCAUGCUAUCACUUUGUUAAAUUAACCAAACGACUUGCCACAUUCCCUUAGCAUGCCAUAUCAUUCUACAUAUUUUCUAGGUUUCUAAAGCUUUGGUUUAACAUAUGUGGGAAGCAUGCCACAAGAUACUGGGUUUUGUGACAUACUGAUCUUCUCUACUUCAUUCUGGCAUGCUGAAUAAGCAAAUAAGAAGCUAAUUGCAAUUGGCAUCUCUUAUGCAUUUUAGAGCAGGACCUCAUUUACUAUUCUUUUGUUCAAAAAGUGUUCAAAAAAGUACUUCAAAACUUGAAAUACUAGCAAGUGAAGCAAGAAUAUAUAUAUGUACCAUUAUGUUGUCACUGUUAUGUGCUGCACUACCAUUGCUGUUAUUUCUACAAAAAUACUGUUUCUCUCAAUUGCAAUAAAGGAUAGCUGGACGUUC